Molecule: messenger RNA, 2658 nt
Organism: Cladophialophora yegresii CBS 114405
Lineage: Eukaryota; Fungi; Ascomycota; Eurotiomycetes; Chaetothyriales; Herpotrichiellaceae
Product: adenosinetriphosphatase
Exons: 2
Coding region: 1-2658 (885 amino acids)
Molecular function (GO): metal ion binding; ATP-dependent chromatin remodeler activity; ATP binding
Source: RefSeq, a predicted model, not a curated record
AUGGACUCUCUCUCCAGUUACGAGACCCCUGGCACAAGCACCGUCCCUACUCCAGACCCUACCACCUCGAAGGCCAAGAUCAGUGCGACCGCCCGGGCUCUCCAGUUGCAGUCGUCGGAGUUUGCUCUAGGCGGACGAGGUCGGGCUUCUCGAAAACGCAAGAAUAUGGCCGACGAAGACUACGAAGACGCUGAUGCAAAGAUUGCUGCUAAACUGCAGGAAGAAGAGUACAAUAUGGUUGUUGAAUCCGACGAUACCGAUGAGCUGCCCCUGCUCAAACGACCCCGGACUGCCCGGACUGCUCCUAGAUAUGUUGCGAGUGAUGACACAGUCGAUAGUGACGACGACGUACCGCUUGCAACCACCCGUCGGCCAUACACCAGGCUUCCUAUCCAUUCGACCAAUCCUGCUCCGCACGCUCCUCUUGCCGGUGCUUCACUCGAAGACUCGGAGCUCUCAUCCCUUCCCGACUCCGAAAUGCAAAGCUUGAUUGAUUCCUCCAUGUCAGAUUUUUCAGCAGAAGUUAGUGACGAUGCUGUUGAUGACGGCCUUUCUGCACCGGAAUCGGGAUAUGCUCGUCGCAGAUCGGGAUUCAAGCCGCCCCGCCGGCGAGGUAUCACUUCUCUCCAAUGGGACACCCUGACGGAGGAGGAGAGACGAGACUACUUUCAUCCCCAGAAGCGACGCCAGCUCAAGGAACGCAAGAAAUUGGAGAAGGCUCACCCCGAGAUCAAGACCAUGUGGACUGAGCUCGAAAAGGAACCUCGGAUUGUUCCCGUCCAAGCGCCUCAGCCUUCUGGUAUCAACCGCAAGCUCAAACCUUUCCAGCUUGAAGGUCUAGACUGGAUGAUGAAGCAAGAAAAGUCCAAGUGGGCAGGUGGCCUACUCGGUGACGAGAUGGGGAUGGGCAAGACCAUCCAGGCGGUCAGCUUGAUCAUGUCCGAUUAUCCCGCCAAGGCUCCCAGUCUCGUUGUCGUCCCACCCGUUGCACUGAUGCAAUGGCAAUCUGAGAUGAAUGAGUAUACCGAUGGGAAACUGAAGGUCCUCAUCUACCAUAUCUCCGCCAAUCCCAAGUGCAAAAGUAUGAAGGUCAAGGACUUGAAGCAGUACGAUGUCAUCAUGGUCUCCUAUUCCGGCCUGGAGUCCAUGUACCGCAAAGAAGAGAAAGGCUGGAACCGUGGGGGCGGGCUCGUCAAAGAGGACAGUGUGCUGCAUUCCAUCAAGUUUCACCGUUUGAUUCUGGAUGAGGCUCACAGCAUUAAAUCUCGCACUACAGGUGUUGCCAGAGCCUGCUUCGCCUUGAAAGCCAACUACAAGUGGUGCCUGUCCGGUACGCCGGUCCAGAACCGCAUUGGCGAGUUCUUCUCGCUUCUGCGGUUCCUGGAAAUCAAACCAUUUGCUUGCUACUUCUGCAAGGCAUGUAACUGUCACCAACUCCACUGGUCCCAGGAUGAAACCAAGCGAUGCACUUCGUGCAAACACAGUGGCUUUAACCAUGUCUCGGUUUUCAACCAGGAGAUUCUCAAUCCGAUCACGCAAGCGGAGAACAAGGAGCUACGAAAGGCUGGCCUGGACAAACUACGCCUCAUCACCGACCGCAUCAUGCUUCGGCGCAUGAAGAAGGAUCACACCUCGUCCAUGGAACUACCCCCCAAAGAGAUCGUCAUCCACAAUGAAUUCUUUGGAGAGAUCGAACGCGACUUCUCUCAGAGCAUCAUGUCCAACUCAACCCGCAAAUUCGACACUUACGUUAGCCAAGGUGUCAUGCUCAACAACUACGCCAACAUCUUUGGCCUGAUCAUGCAAAUGCGACAGGUCGCCAACCAUCCUGAUCUGAUCCUUCGCAAGAACGCCGAAGGUGGCCAGAACGUCCUCGUGUGCUGCAUCUGCGACGAACCCGCCGAAGAAGCCAUCCGCUCUCGCUGUCGCCACGAGUUCUGUCGGCAAUGUGCCAAGUCCUACGUCCAGUCCUUCGCUGGUAGUAUCAACGGAGGUUCCGAGGCCGACGCAGACUGUCCACGCUGCCAUAUCCCUCUCGUGAUAGACUGGGACCAGCCCGAGAUCGAGCAGGAUGAAGACAACGUCAAGAAAUCAUCCAUCAUCAACCGCAUUAAGAUGGAGGACUGGACUAGCUCUACCAAGAUUGAGAUGUUGGUUUAUGACUUGUACAAGUUGCGCAGCAAGAAGCAGACCCACAAGAGUAUUGUCUUCUCACAGUUCACCUCGAUGUUGCAGCUUGUACAGUGGCGGUUGCAGAAAUCCGGUUUCUCGACUGUUCUGCUGGACGGCAGCAUGACUCCGGCGCAGAGACAGAAGUCGAUCGAACAUUUCAUGAACAACGUCGACGUGGAGGUGUUCCUUGUUUCGCUCAAGGCUGGUGGUGUUGCGUUGAACCUGACGGAGGCCAGCAGGGUGUUCAUUAUUGAUCCGUGGUGGAACCCAGCUGCCGAAUGGCAAUCCGCAGAUCGAUGCCACCGUAUCGGGCAACGUCGGCCUUGCAAGAUCACCCGUCUUUGCAUCGAAGACUCGGUCGAGUCCAGAAUGGUGAUGCUCCAGGAGAAGAAGGCGAACAUGAUCAAUGGCACAGUCAACAACGACCAAGUCGCUUUGGACAAGUUGACUCCCGAGGACAUGCAGUUUUUGUUCCGUGGAACUUGA